Grosmannia clavigera kw1407 is the source of this 2616-nucleotide messenger RNA. RefSeq names its product dynamin-like GTPase. Gene Ontology annotation, biological process: peroxisome fission; mitochondrial fission. The coding region runs from base 1 to 2616 and encodes 871 amino acids. The record is from RefSeq and is a predicted model, not a curated record. The transcript has 2 exons. Gene Ontology annotation, molecular function: GTPase activity; GTP binding; microtubule binding. Gene Ontology annotation, cellular component: mitochondrion; microtubule; cytoplasm. NCBI's taxonomy places the organism in Eukaryota, Fungi, Ascomycota, Sordariomycetes, Ophiostomatales, Ophiostomataceae.
AUGGCCGUCCUCGGCGAUGAUUUGUUGACGACCGUCAACAAGUUGCAAGACCUCGUUUUUAAUACCAUUGGCAACGAUUCGCUCGAUCUGCCCCAAAUAGUCGUCGUCGGCUCGCAAUCGGCGGGCAAGUCGUCCGUGCUCGAAAACAUUGUCGGCCGGGACUUCCUGCCCCGCGGCAGCGGGAUCGUGACAAGGCGGCCUCUCAUUCUGCAGCUGAUCAACGUGCCGGAGGAAGAGGGCGCCAAUGGGGCGGCCGCCAUCAACGACAACCGGAUUCAGUUUCUCGACCCCAAUGCGGCGCGGCGGUCGGAAUGGGCUGAGUUCCACCACCUGCCGAACCGGCGCUUUAUCGACUUUACGGAGGUGCGGCGCGAGAUCGAGAACGAGACAGCACGCGUGGCCGGCACCAACAAGGGCAUCACGCGGCAACCCAUCAACCUCAAGAUUUACUCGCCACACGUGCUCAACCUGACGCUGGUCGAUCUGCCGGGCCUGACAAAGGUGCCGAUUGGCGACCAGCCGACCGACAUUGAGAAGCAGACGCGCAACCUCAUCUCCGAGUACAUUGCCAAGCCCAACAGCAUCGUGCUGGCGGUGUCGCCGGCGAACGUGGACAUUGUCAACUCGGAAGCGCUCAAGCUGGCACGCCAUGUCGACCCGCUGGGCCGGCGGACAAUCGGAGUGUUGACCAAGAUCGACCUGAUGGACCACGGCACCAAUGCGCUGGACAUUCUGAGCGGACGGGUGUACCCGCUGAAGCUGGGGUGGAUCGGCGUGGUGAAUCGGUCGCAGCAGGACAUUAUGGGCAGCAAGCCGAUGGAUGAGGCGCUCAAGUCGGAGGUAGAGUUCUUCCGGCAUCAUCCAGCAUACCGCAACAUCUCGGCGCGGUGCGGAACACCAUACCUAGCCAAGACGCUCAACUCGACGCUCAUGACGCACAUUCGCGAUCGGCUGCCGGACAUCAAGGCGCGGCUGAACACGCUGAUGGGGCAGACGCAGCAGGAGCUGGCAAGCUACGGCGACAUGCACUUUAGCGGCAAGGAGCACCGCGGAUCGCUGAUCUUGCAGCUGAUGACGCGAUUUGCGACGUCGUUUAUCUCGUCCAUCGAUGGCACGUCGACGGAGAUCUCGACCAAGGAGCUGUGCGGCGGCGCGCGCAUCUAUUACAUUUUUAACUCAGUCUUUGGCAGCGCGCUAGAGUCGAUCGACCCGACGUCGAAUCUGUCGGCGCUAGACAUCCGCACGGCGAUCCGCAACUCGACAGGCCCGAGGCCGAGCCUUUUUGUGCCGGAGAUGGCCUUUGACCUGCUGGUGAAGCCGCAGAUCAAGCUGCUGGAGAUUCCGAGCCAGCGCUGCGUGGAGCUGGUGUACGAGGAGCUCAUCAAGAUCUGCCACACGUGCGGUUCGACAGAAUUGAGCCGGUUCCCACGGCUGCAAGCGAAGCUGAUCGAGGUGGUGUCAGACCUGCUGCGGGAGCGGUUGGGCCCGGCGUCCAACUAUGUCGAGUCGCUGAUCUCGAUCCAGCGGGCGUACAUCAACACGAACCACCCCAACUUCUUGGGUGCGGCGGCGGCGAUGAGCCACGUGGUCAACGAGAAGCAGGAGCGUGAGCGGCGCCGGCUGAUCCAGGAGGAACGCGAGCGUCGCGACCGGAGGCGAGCCAAGGAGCUGGGGGGUGCCAGCGUGGCCGGCAGCAACACACACGGCUACCACGGGACCGAGACGCCAGAUGACGACGAGGACAGCGUCAGCAAUGCAGGCGGUGGUGGUGGCGGCGGCUCCGUCAUGGCGGCGGCAUCGGCGUCACUGCGCAAGGGCGGGCCUGCAGCGGCAGCCAUGGCGGCGGCUUCUCGCAACGGCCGCAGUGCAUCGCUGGCACGUGACCACAACGGCGGCAUUGCGGCGGCUCUCAACGGCGGCAGUGUGCGCGGCCAGUCGCCGUCGCGCUACGCCAACCCGCAGGCUCUCGGCAGCACCAAGGACUCGUUCCUCAACUACUUCUUCGGCAAGGAAGGUGGUGCCACCCACAUGCUGCCGCCAUCGUCGUCGGGCAUCAACGGCAACAGCGGCGCCAACAGCUCGUCGCUGGCGCCGCCGGCAUCGGCGCUCGGGGCCAACAUUGGACGUCACGUGAGCCAGGCUUCGGAGCCGUCGUUUAGUCAGAGCAUGCGGAGGCCCGACGACCAGCGGCCACUGCGGUCACCGCUAGCACCACCAUCCGCCAUGGACGACUACGGCACUGCCGGCAGUGUCGCCGGUAGCGUGGUGACAGCCGGUGGUGGUGGCGGUAGCAGCAGCAACGAUUUUUUCGGCGGCGAGCCGGCGCUGACCGACCGCGAGGCCAUGGAAACAGAGCUCAUCCGUGCGCUCAUCUCAUCCUACUUUAACAUUGUACGCGAAUCCAUCGGCGACCAGGUGCCCAAGGCCAUCAUGCAUCUGCUGGUCAACCACUGCAAAGAUGUGGUGCAAAAUCGACUCGUCAGCGAGCUCUACAAGGAGACCCUCUUCCAGGAACUGCUCUACGAAGACGACGGCGUCAAGAAGGAACGCGAAAAGUGUGAACAGCUGCUCGAGACCUACAAGGAGGCCGCCAAGAUCAUCGGCGAGGUCGUCUGA